AUGGCAACAAUCGUCGAAACCCACAAACUCAAUCUUCACGACGUCGAAAUCGUCCAGGCGCUUGUCUACAGCUCGGAAUCCAACUGUGCCGAAUUGAAGAGAACAUUCCAGUUGGAAUUGGCUCAUGGAUACAAUGAAGUUCGAGUUCAGAACCUCCCAUUCGAUUUGGUUCAAGAUUCGAUUCGUGUCUCCGGAUCUGGAGAAGCUGUGAUCCAUGAUGUCUCCGUUAAGAAUCAAGAGGGAUCCGAUUUUGUUAUUCCGGAGAGAGUUUUGGCGAUCAAGGCGACUUUUGAAGAAAAGGAGAGAGCAAAGGACAAGAUCAAUGAUAGCAGAACAGCAGUACAGAAGAGAAUCGAAGGAUUGGAUAAUUUGAUUACGGAAUCAGUGAAAAAUGGAAAAGACGGAAGUCUUCAUUUCGAUGGGAGAACUAUUGAGAGUUUGAAUGCUCUUCAUGCUUAUCAUCAGGAUAAGACUGUUGAUCUUCGUGCGCAAAUUAGAACUCUGGAUCAGGAAUUCAGAAGAGCCGAGGAAGAAUUCCAUAGAGCUAGCCAAGACUGGGAUAACACUGGAUACAGAUGGAGAAACUCUGCCCAAUACGCUAGCAUCGUCGUCGAAUCUACUGAUGGAGGAUCCGUGGAACUCACUGUGACAUAUCAAGUGAACAAUGUCGCCUGGUUCCCAUUCUACGAUAUUCGUGUUACUUCUGGAGACGACGCUGAGAUGCACAUCACAUAUUUCGGAAAAGUUCGCCAAUUCAGUGGGGAGGAUUGGAAGAAUGUCCCACUUAUUCUGUCGACUGCUAAGCCAGCACAUGGAGUCAAGCAGCUGCCAAAACUCGGUGCAUUGGAAGCUUCGAUCGUUGUUCCAGAGCCAACGCAUAGAGAACAACAUGGAAUGGUGUACGCAGAAAUGGCAUAUGACGCUGCUCCGAUGAUGGGAAGAGCCAUGUUCAAGAAUGCAUCAGCAACAGUGAAGACUAGCAAUAUUGCAUCUGAAUUCAGCAUCGGUCGUCCAGCAACAAUUGAUGAUCGUACUGAAGAAUACAAAGUGAAUAUCGGUCAAUUCACUCUUCCAACUAAACUAUCAAAUGUGACUGUUCCAUCGAGAAAUGCCGCCGCUUUCCUUGUUGCCAACUCUGUCAACUCUUCUGAUUAUCCACUUGUCGCUGGCCAAACUUCCAUCUUUUUGGAUGGUGCAUUCGUCAACAAAGGAGAAUUUGAAGACGCCGUCGUCUCGCAGAAAUUCGAAGUUUCUCUUGGAGUUGAUCCAAACAUUCGUGUAGAGUACAAACCAGUGAAGAACUAUCAAGAGAGAACUGGAACCGUCGAGAAGCUCAACUCACAGGUCACUGAAAAGACAACCGCCGUCACCAAUCUCCGUCCAAACCCAGUGCUUCUCACUAUCCGCGAACAGCUUCCAAGAUCUACGGAUUCCAGAAUCAAGGUCACUCUCGAGUCUCCAGAAGCCAAAGAAGUUUCCGAGUCAUCCGCUGAACCAACCGUUGGAGCCGAGCUCACUCCAGAGAAGAUUCUUGACUACACCGUUCAAUUGGCGCCAGGAGAGGCUCAAAACUUCACUGUGAAAUAUACCGUUGAGCAUCCAGCCGCUGAACAAGUCAGCUACAGCGAGAACUUCUAG
Messenger RNA from Caenorhabditis briggsae, 1638 nucleotides. The transcript is spliced from 3 exons. The record is from RefSeq and is a predicted model, not a curated record. The coding region runs from base 1 to 1638 and encodes 545 amino acids. NCBI's taxonomy places the organism in Eukaryota, Metazoa, Nematoda, Chromadorea, Rhabditida, Rhabditidae.